CGUUAGGGUCUCAGUGUGAAAAAUCCUCACAACUCGAACGGCCUUCCCAUCGUAUAGAUCGUAUGUAUAUUUCUUGUUUUCGAAAUUUAUUCAACUUAAAUUUUCAAAGUAAUCAAUCAACGAGUUGUAUUUUAAACUUUUCUAUUCCUACCGCUUUUGCUACCGCGAACGUGAAUUGUUUAUACCGCCGCUGGUAUCCAUCGAAUAAGAUUGGAACCACCGAACGAACACUGGCGGAUAUUCAAGAUGAAUAAGAAUAAGAAUUCCCAAGGUUUACCACGAUUGCUUCGAAAUUUUUACACUUUACCCAGAGACUGGCAUCAUGUUAUAUUUCACGCAAUUUGUUGUGUCAUUUUGCAAUUUAGAAGUAAUAUUCUCGGCUGGAAAAAAAAUAUUCAAAAAUUCUUGAACAAUGCUUUCUUGCAUAUAUGCGGUCCUCCGUCGCAAUCACGUGUUCCUGUCCCACACCAGGAGCGUCGUAACCGUCGCAACAAGACCGAUAACAAUGGCGAGGACCGCACCGUCGUCAACCGUCGCCCCAAGUACUUGCCCAACUUGAAGGGUCUCCAAGUGCCGCGCGCCCUCCUCGACCACAGCGAUCGCUUUGUGCUGAUUCCAUUGUCCUUGAAACUCCAUCAGCAUGAUGCUGGCGCCGCCAUUGAGUUCCAGGACGAGAAGUGCGUCGGCUUCGACUUGCCGCGCUCCAUGUUUCCGGCCCACGCUCCCCUCGGCAAGGUCACCUAUUUGCCGCGCCAGCUCCUGCCGGCCGGAUUCGAUGCUGGCGGCGUCUUUGGCGGCGGCGUAUUGUCGCGCAAAUUCUAUCCCAUCGGCCUGAUGGGGACGCAGCAGAAGGGCCAGACCCCGCCCCUGUUCGUGGGCCGUCGCUGCGUCGUGGCUGAGCCGCGUCGGCGCCAGCCAGGUCUCACCUCUGUCGUUGGACGGGUGCUGCCGAUCCGCUUCAAUGACUUGAGUGGCGGCACCAACACAUCUGAUAUGAACAAGCGCUUGGAACGCCACGAUAUUGCUGUGGCCCAGAUCGUCCACCAACCGUCCAACAUGCCAGGUAUGGCCGAGUAUCUUAAGAGCCAGAGCCCACCUCAGUUCCACAUGUAUGUCCCGGACAUGAGUGAGUUGGUCCUGGUGACAACCCGUUCCUGCCGCUUAGCUAUGGUGGUCCUGUCGACGGUCUUGCAUCCUCACGUUCCGAUGGUGGCCUACGCCACCUUUGGCGAUGAAGGCGAGGCUAAUUGUCCGCGUUUCGAGUUGCCGCCCGAUGUCUUCCCCAACUGCGAGGGCAUGAUGCUCCCGGUCUUCUUGCCGCCGAAGUACCUGCCAUGCGGCUACGACGCCGGCUGCGUCUUUGCACCGGGCGCCUUGCCGAACUCUGUCUUCGAGGGGCCCCUGGAACUGGGCUCUAACCAGCCGCAGCACAACGCCGCCCUGACUCCGCCCCUGUUUGUGGGCCGCUGCAUGACUGGGAUCACCUUGAUCCCAGGCAACCAUCAGAUGCUCGACCAGCUACACAAACUCGGGAAUGUUUCUCCUGAAAAAGGGUCCGCCACAGCUGCUGCGGCUGCCGCCGCUUUGGGCCCGGCUCUAUCAUCUCUAACCAUUGGAGCGACAACUCCUAGUUUUGGAGUGGAUGGCGAUUGUUAUGAAGUGUUGGACAUGGAAAUCGAGGAGAGCGAGGAGGAGAACGAUUACGAUAUUAGGGGAUGUUCGCACUGCCUAAGGGUACCGCCGACUCCACCGCCACCGUCACAGCCGUGCACGUUGGAGUUUGUGGAGCGUCUGGCUCCCAAGAACUGGCGAAACGAGGUGGUCACGGCGCCGCCAGUCAAGACCUUCGACGUGGACGGCGACAUCGACGCCAUUGGAAAAAUUCUAAACGAGAUGCGCACUAGCGGCGUGGACUUGGUCCUCAAGGGAGAGCUCGGCCAGGGUUUCAACUAUGAUCGCGCCUGCGAACAGUUCCGCGACAUGAUCCAGCGUCGCGACGAGAUCCGCGAGCAGAUGUCCGUUUCGCUGAAUGAGCACGAGGAGAAGAUGCAGCGCUUCAAGAAGCGGGCUCUGCGCCGCGUCAAGAAGGAGGCAUGCAUCAUUGGUGACCCGAACCAAGCAAGCACCAUAUGCUGCUCCACCUGCGGCCAGAUCCACUGUGAAAUACCGUGAUAUUGAAUAACAACUUGAAUAAUUUCAUUAUCAUUUCAUAAUAUGAAUUAUAAUUUGUUGCAAUUUUAUUUAGUA
Molecule: messenger RNA, 2247 nt
Organism: Drosophila bipectinata
Lineage: Eukaryota; Metazoa; Arthropoda; Insecta; Diptera; Drosophilidae
Source: RefSeq, a predicted model, not a curated record